AUGCUGGCUCUGUGAGUCUCAGUGAUUAACACUGAACCCUGUGGGAGUUUGACUAUAUGAACCUCAGUGAUUAAAACUUAACCCUUCUUAUUAUUAUUAUUCUCUCUGAGCAGGAGAGAUGCCGUCUCUGGGACUGUCUGGAAUCACGUGCAGCAAUGGCUCAGCCCGUGGCAAGAAGGCGAGCUCCGAGUGCGCUGGCUGCUUGCGCCCCAUCUCCGAGCGGUACUACCUGCUGGCGGUGGACCGCGCCUGGCACACCGCCUGCCUGCGCUGCUGCGACUGUGCCCGCCCGCUCGAGUCGGAGCUCACCUGCUUUAGCAAGGACGGGGCCAUCUACUGCAAGCGUGACUACUACCGGUGGGUCGGCCUCUCAGUUCGGCUGAUUGGCCGGCACUUCCACGCUUCUUAACGGUUAAAGUCACCGCCGCGCAGGUCGAGGAUC
Molecule: messenger RNA, 442 nt
Organism: Petromyzon marinus (sea lamprey)
Lineage: Eukaryota; Metazoa; Chordata; Hyperoartia; Petromyzontiformes; Petromyzontidae
Source: RefSeq, a predicted model, not a curated record